AUGGCGUUCCAACUAAGUUUUAAUUCCUUGUCAUUCAUUUUGAUCUUGGUGUCAUUCGUAUUUCUCUUAUUGGCUACCAUAUCAUCACCAGUGGUGGAUGUUUUUAAACUAGGAAGUACGGAUCAAUACAACUAUGGUGUUUUUGGAUAUUGCAAGGUUAGCUCAAGCAGUUGCCCUAGUGCUACGUAUCCAUAUUCAGUUUCAGGUGUUGAUAGCACAAAGGAUUGGCUCUUUAGUUCGUCUGUGAGGGACAAAUUAGCCAAAGUGUUUAUUAUAUGUCCCAUAGCUCUUGGUUUCAACUUCCUUACUUUGGCUUUGAUAUUUAUAUCCCACUUUGUGGAUAGCUUCUUGGUGAUUGUUGCUAUCGUUUUAAAUUUCAUAAGUUUUCUUGCAACAGCGGUAGUUACCGUCAUCAUUAUCUUGGUAUUCCACCCACAUGUGGCAUGGACGGGGUGGAUUUUGGUCGGUGCAGCAGCAGCAAAUUUGUUUUCUAUGAUGUUCUUAUUCUUCACUUUGAGAAUUGCAAGUAGAGGAAGUGACAAUGAAUCCGUAGUCAGCACAACAGAUGACCUAACUGAGUUUGAUGAUAAGUUUAAAAAUAUACAAGUGAAUACUUUUCAAGCACCUAACAAGUUUGGAAGUGGUUUUGAUAAUGCAAGUUCUAUCAGCAAAGAUUACGAGUUUAAGGUCAAGCCAUCCAAUGAUCAAGUGACUAAGAUAGCAAGCAAUUCGUCCUUGUACAAUUCAAAUCCGCAACUUAUGAAAGAUCUCACAAUUAAUGAUAGACCUAUGAAUUCUUCUUAUGCUAAGGGCUCUGAAAGUUCCUCUUCAUAUUAUGAAGACGCGAAUGUUAAUCUUAAAAACGGUCCUAGUACACCAGUUGCGACAAGACAACAAAUGGCACCAAGAUUUGUGCCCAAUAUGGUAGCUCCAACUUCAAAUGAAGGACUUCUGGCCCCAAAGAACUCGAGCUUACCUUAUCCACGUAACGAUCCAGCUGGGGUGCAGCCCUAUCACGGAACAAGCAUGAGCGUGUUUGAACACCAUCCUGAAGUGGAGGGUCAUAAGCCGUUUACUGAAAUGGAUGAUGACGAAUCUCACGUUAACAACCAACCAGUUGAGCUUGAUUCUGAUGCAGAUUCUGAUUUCACGAGUGUUUCCCAAAGAGCACCAAAUCCAAGUUACAAUCCUCCACCGCAACAGUUUUACGGUGCACAAGUACCUGAAAACCCUUAUACGUAUAGACCUGGUGGUAUCCCACAGCAAUUUCAAGGACGGCCCCAGUUUGUUCCAAAUGGUCAACAGGCACCACCUCCGCAGUUUUAUCAAAACUCACCACAAUAUGCUCCACAGGCCAUACCUCAGCAACCAUCUUACUAUCCCGCUCCCCAGCGGAGACAGCCGACAGUCUCUGAUAAUGUUUUGUCUAAUAACCCUGAUUUUGCUUUAGGAGGUCCUGGUGGCAUGAGGCGAAAUAAAGGGUUUAUCCCUCCUAGUAAGAGGGCAUAUGGAAACUCACCCUCAUUAAAUCAAAAGAGCAAAGCUAGCGGUCCAUAUGGCUUCACAAAUUGA
Messenger RNA from Priceomyces carsonii, 1572 nucleotides. RefSeq names its product Srd1p (gene SRD1). Bases 1 to 1572 code for a protein of 523 amino acids. The transcript has a single exon. The record is from RefSeq and is a predicted model, not a curated record. Lineage: Eukaryota; Fungi; Ascomycota; Pichiomycetes; Serinales; Debaryomycetaceae. Gene Ontology annotation, cellular component: cell division site; plasma membrane; growing cell tip.